This is a messenger RNA of Pelobates cultripes (western spadefoot toad), 174 nucleotides long. The record is from the annotation of a GenBank genome assembly. NCBI's taxonomy places the organism in Eukaryota, Metazoa, Chordata, Amphibia, Anura, Pelobatidae.
AUGCCACCCGACUAUGCUGGGGUAUCCUUUUAUGCUGACCUGUCGGCCAAGACGAUGUCCAGAAGGAGGGACUUCAUCAACAUCACCAAGUGCCUCCGAAAUAACAAGGUACCUUACCGCUGGGUCUUCCCCAAGAAAAUCCUGGCACAACAGAUCUCUGACGAAAAUGGAUGA